This is a messenger RNA of Helianthus annuus (common sunflower), 618 nucleotides long. RefSeq lists its product as uncharacterized. The record is from RefSeq and is a predicted model, not a curated record. The coding region runs from base 73 to 381 and encodes 102 amino acids. The transcript is spliced from 3 exons. NCBI's taxonomy places the organism in Eukaryota, Viridiplantae, Streptophyta, Magnoliopsida, Asterales, Asteraceae.
CUAUCUAUAUAUGGACUCAAAAACUUCUUCUCUAACUCAACAAAUCCACUAGAUUUUUGAUAAUUAAGGAAAAUGCGUUCUUUGCAGUUUUGUUGUUUUCUUCUCAUCAUUGGUUGUUUGGUUUCACAGAUUUAUGCAUCUUCCUACGCUGCUAUUUUGUACGACAAGUUCUUCUUUGAGGGGAGUCAAAUCGUGUCUGAGAAGGGAGAUCAUUCUGGAAGCAGAAGUGAUAUCAAGGAAACAAAACAACUAACAAGACAAAAUAGUGGUGAUAUUCUUGCACAAACGUAUUGCUGCUAUGAAGAUUGGGGCGCUGAAACGUGUUGGAAGACAGACUUUAUGUGUAAUAUGCACUGCGACAAUUGGUGUAAGGAGGAAUGAAUGCUACUAUGCUAGGUUGGCGAGAUGCCAACAACAAUAAAAGAGUAACGUAGAAUAAACUGUUGUUUUAUCUGUAAUAGGUCUUUUGGUUUUGGGUCAGUUUUAAUAAUGGGCUUUAGCCCACGUUGAGACUAGCAUGAGUUGUUUAAGCCCGUGUACGUGUUGUUUUGAUUAAGUCGAGUAGGUGUUAUUAUCUUUAAUGCAAGCUAAUUCCACCCGUUAUGUUUAGUGUGUUAA